ACCGCUCAUUUCCUGCCUGGGCGAUGGCAGGCGGCCGGGCAGCGCUUUCCCUUCCUCAGCCAAUUGCAUCUUCAAUCCGUAUCGGAGGAUCGCGGGGUGUGAGGCGUGGGAGAGCCCGGGCCGGUGCGGCAGGCGCCGGGGGGGAGCCGGAGCAGGAGCGGGAGGAAGAGCAGGGAAAGGAGCGAGGAAGCGGCCUGGGGCGGGCAGCCCCCCGGGUCGGGCCGCACUGGCCGGCCCAGCCGCUUAAAUGCAAGCCCUGGGGCACCGGCUUCUGUCUGAUGAGACCGCUCCAGGGCUGCCGGGGACGGGGCAUCGUCGUGGGGACCGUCACCCUCUGCCUGGCGGCCGGGUGGGCUCUGCAGACUCCUGGAGGGGUAUCGUUAGUUGUCCCACACCCCAACAUCAACGCAACAGUGGCACAGAACAUCCUCCUCUCAGUUGAAUACACUUGCAGAGGUGCUGCCACCAUUGAGUGGAAGCACGUGUCAACCUGGGGCACCACCACAAUUGUUGAGUGGAAAAGUGGGAAUUAUGUCAACAUAUCCACAGCCUACAAGGACAGAGUGACGACUUUUGAAAACGGCUCUAUACAGCUCCUGAAUGUGGGCAUGAGAGAUGCUGGCUACUAUUUUAUCACUGUAACAGAGGAGCAUGGAACCAACACCUACGGCACCAUCAUAGUCAACGUUUACGAGAUUAUCUAUGAAGAUUUACAUUUUGUAGCAGUUCUUGCAUUUCUUGCUGCUGUAUCUGCCAUUUUGGUCUGCUUCAUGUGGCUGUGUAAUAAAUCUCUGCAUCUAUUUCAGAAGAAGAUGACACACAAACUAACAGCAAGUACAACUGAAGAGAUUGAAUUGGAAACCAUUGAGUGUUAGCCAAGGACUGUCUCAUAGCAAAAAUAACAAUUCUACCUCAGGAAAAAGCACUGGCAAAGAAAGGGAGAAGAAAACCUUAAAGGUAACAUGCUUGUGGCUGCUGUGGAAAUAUCCUGACUUGCAGACUCAUUAGACUUUAAACCAGCAGUGUCUGAUGGAGCUGUUUUGACCUGUUGGGUUUUCAGCUCUGCUAACCAAGGUCAAAGUAAGGAAGAGUAUGCUUUCAUUCUGAGCACAAACACAUUUUUGUGGCUCAUUAAUAAAAUCUACAGCCUCUACCACUCUUAAAACAAACCAACUAAGCCUCCAAGAGCAACCCAGAAAGGAAAUGAUCAUGGUCUUGAAAGACACCUGUAUUUUGGCUACAGCAGGUCUCGUAUUACAGACAGAGCAGCCACUAGCAUCCCUCAACAUAAUACAUUUAAUGUUUAAUUACAGUAUCAUAUUAAAAA
This is a messenger RNA of Melopsittacus undulatus (budgerigar), 1327 nucleotides long. RefSeq names its product V-set and transmembrane domain containing 5 (gene VSTM5). The record is from RefSeq and is a predicted model, not a curated record. NCBI's taxonomy places the organism in Eukaryota, Metazoa, Chordata, Aves, Psittaciformes, Psittaculidae.